AUGACAAUACCGCCGUAUCAUCCGUCGUCCAACGGGGCCGCAGAACGUCUUGUCCAGACGACGAAGAAAACUCUCAUCAAACAAGUGCUGCAGGAUCAAAAGACAGGAGAGGUUAGGAUGCUCCAGGAGCGAUUGGACAGCUUUUUGAUGGCAUAUCGAAACACGCCUUCCACGGCAACGGGAAAGUCACCCGCCGAAAUUUUCUUGAAGCGGUCACCCUGGACAAAGCUAUCACUACUCCGACCAAGUUUCGCCCAUGACAUGGAAAGAAAACAAGAGAGACAAGUUCGUAGAGACACCAAGCCACCACACAAGCUGUUUCAGGAAGGUGAUUCGGUGUUCGUGAAAACACUAUGGGGAGGAGAGGUGUCCUGGGAAAGAGGCACCAUUCUGCAGACUGUCAGCCCAGUAGCGUUCCUGGUAAAAGUGGCAACAACGUACGGUUCAUGCACAGUGACCAUCUGA
Ornithodoros turicata is the source of this 465-nucleotide messenger RNA. RefSeq lists its product as uncharacterized. The record is from RefSeq and is a predicted model, not a curated record. Gene Ontology annotation, biological process: DNA integration. Bases 1 to 465 code for a protein of 154 amino acids. Gene Ontology annotation, molecular function: nucleic acid binding. Lineage: Eukaryota; Metazoa; Arthropoda; Arachnida; Ixodida; Argasidae. The transcript has a single exon.